GGGCCGGAACCUUCAGUUGCCUUGGGUCCUAGGUCCAAGAGUACGGGUUGAAGACCUCCAGGUGGGAGACACCGUCGUAAUGACCAUCUGUCAGUUCUUCCUUCAAGGCCGGUGCCGCUUUGGAGAGCGGUGUUGGAACGAACAUCCUGGUGCCGGGGGUGCGGGCGGGGGACGGCAGCAACAGCCCUCAGGUAGUAACAGACGUGGAUGGAAUUCCACCAGCCAGCGAUACUCCAGUGUUAUCCAGCCGCCCAGUUUCUCCAAAUCCACACCAUGGGGGGGCAGCAGAGAUCAAGAAACACCAUCUUUUCGUUCUUUUGAUUCUGGAGCUUCAACAAGCAGGAAUAGGGGAUUUGGAUUGUCUCAGAACUCAUUUGCGUCUUCAUGUAGCUCUGAUGGGCAGAAAGAUGAACAGAAGCUUUUGGAAGGAAUCAUAAAAGAUAUGGAGAUCUGGGAAUCAUCAGGGCAGUGGAUGUUUUCUGUUUAUUCACCAGUGAAUAAAGAGAAGAAAUCUAAUAUUUCAGGUUUCACAGACAUUUCACCAGAGGAGUUGAGGCUUGAAUACCAUAACUUCUUAACAAGCAAUAACUUACAGAGUUAUCUAAAUUCCAUCCAGCAGUUAAUAAAUCAGUGGAGGAACAGGGUGAAUGAACUGAAAAGUCUAAAUGCAUCAACUCAGACAGCGUUGCUCUCUGAAGUGAAAGAUGGACUAAAUCAAGCAGCACCUGCAUUUGGACUUGCCAGUAAACCAACAGUAGCAUUUGGGUCCCCAGGCUUUCCAGUGAAUAACAGCAACAGUGAUAAUACUCAGAAUUUUAGUUUUAAAAUAACCUCUGGAUUUGCCACUGCUCCAUCUGGAAGCCCUUCUGUGUUCGGGAAUGUUCCAGCCUUUGACGCUGUACCCUCUGCCAGUUCUGCCAUCACUACUUCUACUCCAUCUCUUGGAUUUGGGAAACCGGAAGUCCCAUCUGCUGCUUCAUUUUCAUUUAAAACCCCUGCAGCGUCUGGUUUUGGAUCUCCUGGGGUUUCAGGAUUUCCAACGGGUGCAGCAGGCUCCGGUGCACCUCCUGUGGCCCCGGCCUUUGGAAACAGCAGUUCUGUGGCUGGUUUUGGUAGUCCAGGCCACCACUCUCACACUCUUUUUUCCAAGUCAUCCAGUGAUACCUUUGGAAGUAACAGCAUAUCCACUUCUCUUCCCAUCUCAAACAGCAGCACAACAGGUAAUACAUUAUUCACACCCAAGAAUCAACUAACAGCAGGAGAACUGGAGCAAUUUCAAUCCAUCAAAUUUACUCUGGGAAAAAUCCCAUUGAAGCCACCACCUGUGGAACUUCUAAAUAUUUAAAAGGACAAUUUUAAAUACAGAAAAGAACAACUUGUAAAAUGACUUGUUUUGAGUGGUUCAUAUGAAAGAACAGAUAUACACACACAUGCACAUCUCUGUAUAUAUACAUAUAUAUUUAUAAGGAAUAUAGCUUUCUUUUUUCCACCUCCCCCCCGUUCAAGCUGUUGUUUCUCAGUCCAGUUGUAUAGGACACAGCUCCCUGGCCCGUGCUGGUAUUAUGAGCCUUGCGCUUUUCUUGAACCUCACUAUUUAAGUAAAAUAAUACUCAAGAUAUAUUUUUUUUUACUAGAAUCAUGAAUGGAACUGAAAAACUUAUCAGUGUACUCUGAAUAAAGUACUUUUUUCUUUUUUUAUUCUGUGUCAUUUUGCUAUCUUACCCUUUCAAGUUUUACUUUUAAACUU
Rhinolophus ferrumequinum (greater horseshoe bat) is the source of this 1747-nucleotide messenger RNA. It is a transcript of the gene NUP42, whose product is annotated as nucleoporin 42. NCBI's taxonomy places the organism in Eukaryota, Metazoa, Chordata, Mammalia, Chiroptera, Rhinolophidae. The transcript has 7 exons. The coding region runs from base 80 to 1345 and encodes 421 amino acids. Gene Ontology annotation, cellular component: nuclear envelope. Gene Ontology annotation, molecular function: nuclear export signal receptor activity; metal ion binding. The record is from RefSeq and is a predicted model, not a curated record.